UAUUACGGUAACAUGUAAAUGUAAAGUUCUGUUAUCAUCUACUUGACACUUUGUGUACCAUUAUCAGCGGGCGAAUCAAGUACAGGAUACAUACCACCUACGAUCAUUCUAGAAGUUUACACAUAACAAAGAAGAUGGCGGAGGUUUCCGUAUACAACUACAGUGAAGAAUUCAAAGUGACAGAAGACGUGAGACGGGACUUCGAAGACUAUGGUUAUAUAAUACUGAAGGGAUUACUGGACAAAGAAGAGCUUUCUCUGAUAGAGACCACCAUUAAAGGGCCGAGCUUCACUGAGAAUAUUUACGGGGAUGUCGAGUAUGGUAAGAAAACUGACAAGGUGUUGUGGAAACAUCCGGGAAAUGACAUCACUGGAAUGUUGGCACGAAGUGAAAAGGUUGCAGGUGUAACAGAACAGCUGUUAGGAGGAGAGGUGUACCAUUACCACACCAAGCUUAUGCUGAAGGAAGGAGGACGGGGAGCUAGACACGUGUGGCAUCAAGACUAUGGGUACUGGUACAGGAAUGGCUGUCUUUUCCCCGACAUGCUGACUGUAUUCAUUCCGUUGGAUUACUGCAGGAGAGAAAACAGCUGUCUGCAGUUACUACGGGGUUCUCACAAAUGUGGCAGGAUCGAACACAAACCUUUAGGAGAGCAAAACGGAUGUGACGUAGACAGAGUAAAAGAGAUAAUGGACGUGUGUCCCCAUCAGUUCAUGGAAAUGGAUCCUGGCGAUGCUAUAUUUUUCCACUGUAACAUCAUACACUCUAGUAGUGACAACGAUAGUGACAAAAGAAGAUGGGCGUUUUUAACGGCUUACAACAAGGCGACCAACAACCCCACAAAGGAACACCACCAUCCGCAGUACACCCCUCUCGAGAAGGUUCCGAACUCUGCCAUCAAGACUUGUAAGAAUUUCACGGACAUGACAGGGAAGAUUUUCGUGGAUCCGGCCAGGGACCUGACGUACAAAGGCAACUUCAUGAAUGAGAACAAAUCCUAGUUAACGAUGUCAACAGAGACAAGCUGACGACAGUCUUGUAUACUUAAAGUAUAGGACAUCUAACUAUGGAUCUCACGUAGCGUUUUGUGAGGGUAUUUUAGGCAUUGGUCUCUAAUACAACUGUUCUCGAGGAUCCGAUCUAUAACCUUUAUUCAAAUGACUGGAAUAAAAACGCUGUAGCUUAAUUCAAUUGGGAAUCAUCCACGUUACCAUGUAUAAACAUCGUUGUUAUAAUGAAACAUUGGCACUGUACAUAUGUAUUUAGUGUAUCGUAUUACCAGAAACAAUAAACAGAUGUAUAACG
Molecule: messenger RNA, 1305 nt
Organism: Mizuhopecten yessoensis (Yesso scallop)
Lineage: Eukaryota; Metazoa; Mollusca; Bivalvia; Pectinida; Pectinidae
Product: ectoine dioxygenase-like
Exons: 10
Coding region: 135-1001 (288 amino acids)
Source: RefSeq, a predicted model, not a curated record